Molecule: messenger RNA, 3761 nt
Organism: Mobula hypostoma (lesser devil ray)
Lineage: Eukaryota; Metazoa; Chordata; Chondrichthyes; Myliobatiformes; Myliobatidae
Gene: tmem87a
Product: Transmembrane protein 87A-like
Exons: 21
Coding region: 19-1770 (583 amino acids)
Biological process (GO): retrograde transport, endosome to Golgi
Cellular component (GO): membrane; Golgi apparatus
Source: RefSeq, a predicted model, not a curated record
GGUGCGAGUGUAAACAAGAUGGCGGCGAGGAGGUGGCGGGGGUGGAGCUGGGCCUGUCUCUGCUCGUUCGCGGCGUUGUCAUUGUUCGGGUUAGAGGCCGCUGGGGCUCUGUCGGAGCCGGGCAAAUGGACCCUCAACAUAGCCGGGAAUCAAUCUCAGACAAGAUUUCCAUUUCGAAAGACGUUGUUCAAUCAUUCUUACAUUAAGCUGAAAUGGACGAAAGUGAGCUGCGACACUCCAGUCAACCUGAGCAUCGCAUGGUAUUUGAGGAGUUCCCGCUGUUAUGACGAAUUCAUGUCAGUGAACGAUGACAUGGCAGCAAAAUAUUUUGGCUCUUUAAAUGAGCAGGAGAAAGGUGGAAGUGGUAAUUACAUACUGUACCAGUACAACUCCAUUGAGUGUCAAAAGAACAAAACUUUUAGACAGCUGCAAGUAAAUCACUAUGACCAACCAGAACCAUUGAAAAAAGCGACACCAGACAUUGAAGCCCAACCUGAGCCUAAUCCUAAGCCAGUUUCUAAAAGAAAUACAGGCAAUGAGAAGAAAGAAAACAGGAAGCCUGUGAAUGAAAAUGGAAAAAUAAAUAAGACCACCAGAGUAAAUAAAGAUCCGGUUUUAAAGGAUUCGGUAGCAAAGACCUGGGAAGAUGCACCAUACCUUUUCAUCGUUGAGGUCAAAAAACCAGUGGUUAACUCUCCUGAAAACAGAAAUUGGAAUCUAAUUUUAGAAGUGGAAAUGGUAGGACCCUAUGGAUACAUUUCUGCCACACAAUGGCCCCUAAUGAUUUUUUACAUGGUGAUGUGUAUCAUCUACGUGCUCUACAGUCUGGUUUGGCUGCUCCUUUUAGCCUGCUACUGGAAGGAUUUGCUCCGGAUUCAGUUCUGGAUUGGAGGGGUCAUCCUGCUCGGAAUGUUGGAAAAAGCAGUCUUCUAUGCAGAAUACCAAAGCAUCUCACGUCAGGGUGUAUCAGUUCACGGGGCAGUGGUCUUUGCAGAGUUGCUGUCAGCUGUGAAGCGUACUCUUGCUCGGAUCCUGGUCAUUAUCGCUGCACUUGGUUAUGGAAUUGUCAAGCCUCGGUUAGGAGCCACUUCAAAUCAAGUCGUUGGCAUCGGCCUGCUCUACUUGCUGUUUUCAUCAGUAGAGGGCGUCCUGAGAGUAACUGUGGAGCAAUCUUCGGCAGCCAUGACCAUCUGUGAGAUUUCUCUUGCAUUAAUAGACUCCUGUAUUGUUUGGUGGAUCUUCGUCAGUCUGUCUCAGACAAUGAAGCAGCUGAAACUCCGAAGAACUCUGGUGAAAGUCUCGCUGUACCGGCACUUCACAAAUACGUUAAUAUUUGCUGUUUUUGCUUCAGUGAUUUUUGUCAUCUGGGUGACGAUGACAUUCAGACUUGCAGCCUGUCAGUCGGAUUGGCGGGAACGGUGGAUAGAGGAUGCAUUUUGGCAUUUUCUUUUCUCGGUUUUGCUGCUUGUAAUAAUGUUCUUGUGGAGACCAUCUGCAAAUAACCAGAGAUACGCUUACUCUCCCUUGGUAGACGAUGUUGAUGAGGAGGAGGAAGAAGAACAAUUGAUCAGUGAGGCUUUUGAGGGAAUAAAGAUAAGAACAGUGAAAUCAGAGUCUAAUGGUACAGUCAAAUCCAACAGAAUGGAUGAAGACCUCAAAUGGGUUGAAGAAAAUAUCCCAUCCUCACUAACUGAUGUUACACUACCAACCCUAUUGGAUUCAGAUGAGGAAAUAAUGACGACCAAGUUUGAAAUCUCCAAAAUGGAAUAACUGCAUGAAGCACACUUACAGGCAAACUGUUACUUAGCAAUACGAAAACACUGAUGGAGUGGAUAAACAAUUCGGACAUUUUUUUCAUAAAAUGCAGAUAAAAAGGAAAGAAUGUGCAAAACAUUCUCUGUGAGGUGACCUUUUGCAACUUUUUUUAAAAUUUCAAAUGCUUCACCCAGUCGCACUAUUGAAUGAUUUUUUUUUUAACCUACCUUUUCCCCCUCCAGUUGUAAGGUGGUCUGAAUUCUAUGAGGUGCCACAAGCAGAGUGGAAAGGAGGAGGGGUUUAUUUUUGUUGGGAAUGGACAAAAUUCAAAAUCAAACCAAGCAAAUCAGUCAUGUUGACAUUUCAGCACCAUUUUGGUGAUACAAAAUCAACCGCACUUACAAAGAAGGGUUGUUAGGCUGAAUAUUUGUAACAUGAUACUCACAUGUCUGCCUAUAUGAAAAUAACUUAAACAAUUUAAAGUAUAUAUUAAUAAGAAGAAAGGCAGCCAUUUUCAUCUGCAAGCUUCCAAGAGGUAUCUUUCUUCUGAUUUAACCCCACAUAAAAAAGCAGACUCAAUUAGGAAUUGUUGCGUAUUCCUAAUGUAAUUUUAAAUAUGUGCACUUUCAGUUAAUAUCUUGUCCAAACCAAAAGCUGAGAUUAAUUGACAAGUUUUUUCCUCAAUUUAGGUUAUACUUUGUGACUUUAAUACAGCCCUGCUGCACCUUUGGCUUCAAGGUUUAUGCCAUCCUUGUAAAAUAGCCCGUCAUCAGGUUUACUGUGAACAAGGGUGGAGCAGAUGAUGACAUGUACAAUAGAUUGCAAGGUAGUUAUUGCUCAUCCUCAGACCACAUUGAAGGUCUGUAGUGCCUCAAACUACCCGUAAUUCAAUCCUUCACAUGUUGAAGUUUUCCCCAAGCGGGUUUGCGGUGGACAGCCAAUACAUAUGCAGCAGGCACCACAUGUAAUAUUUAAGAUCGUGCUGUUGGUUUUAACAGCACAGUGCAGCUUGUAUUUUAUUUGCUCGCCUUACUACAAGCACUCCUGGACAUUUAAGGGAAACCAUUAUAGAUGUGAAGUUUUUUCCUAGCCUGCUCUAGAAAUCUGAGUGUGGGUUGCUGUGGUGCUUUGAUUUUCCAACCCAGCUCUGAGUGAGAAGGGUGACAACUCACAGGGAUUCUGACCACAGAUUUCUGUUGUCAAAUCCAGGAACAUGCUUGCUGCAUUGACCAUGGAUUUCUGGUUGAAUAGCUGGCCACACACUCUUAAGUUUAGGACGUUAAGAUAAGCCUCAAAUAUUCCAUUUGAAUCAUUCUAUUUCUCUUUUAGUUUUUAAAUUGAGGUUCCCUACAACAAAGGUCAUGAUAACCUUGCCAAAGUUAUUCACUGCUUUGUUUAAAACAGACUUUAAAUUAUCUUAGAAGGCUUUUUAUAUUACUCAAGAGUUUGAGGAACUGUAUAGUUGUCAAUAAGCAGUUCUGAUUGGGAUUGGUUCAAAUUCUGAUGCUUUGAACUUUGACUUGUAAACGUGUCCCUUAUAGGGAUCUGUAGUUUAGCUUGGUUAAUUGAUGUAGUUUAAUCUGGUUCCUUCCAAACAGCCUGUGUAGUUUGUCCCUAAUAAGAUUUGUCAAGAUGCUUGUUGUUUAGCUAGAUGCUGUGGGCACUUGUCAAUAGAGUGAUGGUACAACUCUCACAUAUCUAUUUGUACCAACCUGAAGGUUUAUUCUGCUUGAAUUUUUGAGUUCUAAAGCCUGAUCUUUGUCAAGAUUGGACUGAGAUUGGUGCAACCAUUAUGAAAGUUGACGUGGUUCUCCAGUUAUUACCAUGAUCCUAACUUUAUAACUCUUUGUAUAUACAGAUUCCCAAAUGUUUACAUUAAGAUUUGUGGUACAUUCUUAAAUAGCUUUGAUUCUUCUUUGUUACGGUAUUAUAAGCAUAUAUGAACUGCAUCUGUGAAUAUCAAUAAAUCAUAUUUGUUAAAAAAAAAAUUAAAGAAUCUGCAAAUA